AAACUAAAAAAAAGGUGGAUAAGUGGAUGUCGCUCUGCUGUACAGUAGGUUACAAGUGGGUCACUGUAAUGGAUGGUGUUAAAUUUGAACUCAAUGAUAUAAUAUCAUUGUAUAAGAAAAACGAUUCUGAGCGAAAACGGUCAGUCAGCCUAUGAUAUAACUAAUAUAUUUGAUGAUAUUAUUGUGAAUAAAAUAAUUUAUAUUUAACUUAUUUACGUGGAAACUUGUUUUAAAUUUUCAAUCCUUAGCCAUAAAAGUUAAACAUUUUAUACAUUUUUAACUACAAAAUAAUUAUAAAUUAAUAAUAUUUUUCAACUGCUAUUAGAACGAUAUAUCAGGAGCCUUAUAUUAAAUUUUCACGCUUUUUUACUCAACAGAUAAAAUGUUAUUGAUAUUUAUAGAAAAAAAAACUAAAAAAAUUGAAAACUGACAAUGUCCGUAAACAGCUCAAAAAGAGUCUAAAUAUUUUCAAAAUUCUAUGGUGUAUAGAAAAUGCUCAUAUAAACAUUCAGUCCAAAUACGGUCAUUUGUUUUUGAGUUACACCAAAAACCAAAAUCGAUUUUCUCGAAAACAGAUUUUGCGUAAAAAUUCCCGUUUUUCCUUAAUUUUUCUUUUGUUUUUCACAUCGAUUUUAAAAACACUGGGAAAUUUUUACUUUCUAGUUGGUACUAUGGGGGGUCUCAUAGUACCAACUAGAUUCACUUUCCUAUCAGAAAAGUUACUGUUGAAGAAAAUACAAGCACUUUUACUGUCCUAAAAGGUGAUGACCGAUACAAAAAAAAAAAAAUAAUAAAAAAAAAAAACACAUAUCAUUGUAAAAUCAAUACAUUCAUCGCUUCGCUCAGAAUCUAAAAAUGUUCAAUUUAAAAGGUCCCGCAAACAGCUCAAAACGAUCAAGUAUAGAAAAUUAUAAAAUAAACAUAUUAUCAUAGUGGAAAUUUCGAUUAUUCGUAUUUGAAUUACAACAAAAUAAUAAAAUCACUCCUCGAGAAAUCGAGUAAAUAUCCAAUGUUUCAAAAUAGGUACUUUUUAAAAUUUUAUGGUGUAUAAAAAUUACAAAUUUACACAUUCAGUGAACAUUUCAUGUAUCUACGUGUAAUUUUUUUUAGAGUUACACCAAAAUCAAAAUCGAUUUUGCGUAAAAAUUCCCGUUUUUUGUUUGUUUUUUCCCGGUGCUUUUGAAAACUAGAUUCUGGGAAUUUUAAAUUUCACCUCCAAAAUGCACCAAUUAUAUUCUCUUUCCCGCCGGAAAAGAUACUAUAAAGUUACUUAUCGUGUAAUGUGUAAACGGACACAAAAAAAAAUAAAAAAUUAAUGAAAUAAUUAUCAUUGUUAAAUCAAUACAUUCAUCGCUUUGCUUAGAAACUAAAAUGUAUGAUUGUAUGAUGAAAAACUUAAAAAAAACUAUAACGAUUAAUUUUUAAAAUUUUUUUAUCGACAAUAAUUUAAAAAAAGGCGGGCAAGUGGUCGUCGCUCUGCUGUACAUUUGGUUACAAGUGGGUCACUGUAAUGGAUGGUGUUAAAUUUGAAUUCAAUGAUAUAAUCAAAUAUCAUUGCAUAAGAAAAACGAUUCUGAGCGAAGAAUCAUUACUAUUGUAUUAUUAUAUAUAAACUCAAUCGGUGUAAAUGCAAAAAUUCUGGUAGACUUUGUAACUCAAAGUGCCAUAUUAGUUGUGUAUGUGAUUAUAAUCAUAGGCGGAUAUUGGGAGGGACUUGGGGAGGCUUAAGCCCCCCCUGAAUGUAACAAAUCACAAUAGAUGUCAAAAUAAAUUGUGUAUUUUAAUAUACUUAUGUACACUUGGUUCCUCUGCUAGAAUAAAGUAGGAGUGUCUACUCAGUAGUUAGUAGGUUGAAGCAUUUAAAAAUGUAUGUUUACGCUAAUGGAUAAGACAAAAAUGUUAAGCCCCCCACGGAUGUGACCAAAUAUCCGCCUAUGAUUAUAAUAUUAAUAAAAUUAUAUAAUGCUAUCAUAUGUGCCUAACAUUACUUUUUACUUUUUAGUAAUAAUUAAUUUAAAUAAAACUGUUAAAAUAACUAUAAUUUAAUAAUAAUCAAUAAUAUUCAUCAAUCAUCUUAUUCAUUUCAAACCACUUUAAGAGAUAAAUAUUAAUUCUUCAGUAUAGGAAGUACCAUAUAUUUGAUAAUAGAUUUUAAAACUAUUAAUAGGCAACUAAUAUUUGAAGUGUCUAUUAAUUCAAGUUUUUUUUUAUGAUUAUUUAAGUACUCACAAUAAGAUGAUUUUUAAUAUAUUGAAUAUUUAACCUAUAUACUGUGCACAAUGCUCAAUUUCCUACUUUGCCGAAGGGCGUCAUUUAGAGGUGGGGGGGGGUGUACAUUUGCACCAACAUUUUUUUUAAAACGCCUUCUUUGGCCUGCCAACAAUAAAUAUAAGCGCCGAUGUGUUUUAUAUUUUUUCAGUAUUAAAAAAAAAUUUAUUGUUCUAUAAUGUUUAGUUUCCAAGAAUGUUUGAUGUGGUUUUGUGGUCCCACAAUAUUAUAAUUAUUAAUACAAUUAUAACACAAACAUUGUAAAGAAGGGUACCCAUAAAAUAAAUUUCUGGUUUUAUUAAGCUAUAUUAUGGAUUUUGAGUAUACAGGGAGAAAUGUGUAAGUUAUGUUCGGUUGGGUAUUUUAUUAUAAAGGUGUUUUAUGCCCAUUACCCAUACAUUUAUUUACCAAGUGUAAAUUCCACUGCACACUGGUAUCAGUGGUAUCCACAACAUAAAAUAAAUACAUUAAAAGUACCUACACAUAGUUCGUAAAAAAUAGUACAAUAUUGUGAUAUUUUCAUACAAGUGACAUAUUAAAUAAAUUAUACGAAUAUUCUACAUUUUUUGCCCCAACUUGACCUUCCCCCUUUCCCCCACAAAAAAAAGGUUUUCUAUGUGGCCUGCAAACAUUUUGGCACCAACAAAAAAAAAGUUGAAAUGACGCCCCUGCAGUUUGCGAGUUUGCCCGUAACAUAUAUAUAUAAAUAUAAAAGAUCACCUAAAAGUAUAAAUCGAGUCACAGAAUAAUUCAAAUCGUAAUACCAGAAACUAUCCUCGUUAAAAUAUUAUAGGUAUAAUAUUAUUAUAUCAAUAAUGGUCUUUAGAAAAAUUAACGCGCUCGAAAUUCUAAUGCUGCGGGCCGACGAGAACGAUAAACAUAUUACUGGCCGGCUAGUAGUAAUACACGUCGUCGUCGUCGUCUGGGAGAUUUUCUCGGAGAUCGGUCUCUGUGUUGGACGAUUUGUAUUUAGCUCAUUAGCAAUUCUCGAUUAAAUCCAAACAUACACAUAUACAUAUUAUCUUCGCUCAAACAAAAGAUGGCAACUACCUAUUAUAACAUCGACGCUGUAAACGUCAUAUUGCUCGAAAUCUUAGAAGACAUUGUUGUCAACAUUAUGGAGGGCACUUACGCUGACGAAACAGACGAAUAUCUCGUGGGUUUAGUUACCCUCCUUCUGUCUGCCAUUGAUUCGGGCGCUACUAUUGCGAGUGGCGACGAUCAGACCCCGGAGUCGGAGCCCGAAGGACAAAAUCCGAUUCUUGGAGGCGCAGAUGGACAGGAGUUCGACGAAGACGCCGAGGAGUCCGUCUCCUUGCACAGUGAUGGAUUGCCGAGCGGCGAUGCGCUGUCGUCUGCAGCAGAGUCGGAGCUUGCUCCGAUCCCAGAGGCAGCACCGCUCGGCAACAACAACACUGUCCAGGAAGACGACGAUUCGAAAAUUUCGGAAGCAGAAGAGGACCAUUCCGUUUUGUUGGCGAGCAGCUGUACGUCGUCGUGUGGGGACGCGCCGUCCUCGGAGUCGGGGCCUGUCGAUCCCACUCCGACUCCUGAGGGCGGACCGCUCGACGACGUUUUGCGUACAGAAGACGUGUUGGAUGAGAAAAUUGAGCCGGCCAGGGGUAUAGUUGUAAAGAAUAGUCUUGGUGAGCUGGUCGGUUGGCUGGACCCGGCGGCAGCACCCGGAAAAAUCGAUCCACCUCGUACGAGGUGGAAAAGCGUGAGACGCUUUUUCCGGGCUCUGUGCUGCUGCCGAUGAGAACCCGUCCGCAGCUCACCCCUUGGCCGUAGACGACGGGCAGGACGACGGCGACACAGAGGAGGGGAGGAUGUAAGAAAGAGCACGGACGGUGCGCGGCGGUAAGUCACCCACGCACGUUCUCCGGUCACCCGCGGCGCGACGGGUUGUUCGCGGGCGUAGCGCGCUCGGUCGUCUUUGACGCGCGAGACCCUCUGGCGGCUCGGCGAGCGCCCGGCUGCAGCUACGGUCACGUGGAGCGGCGACGACGGACGACGGCGACGACACGGCGGCUAGUAGAGGUACCGGCGCGGGCAACGAUUCCGCCCCGACGGUACAACGACGAUGACGACGGCGAUGGCGACUCUGUACGACGGCAGCGGCGGAGACCUUGGCACGGGGUGAGUGGUAUGGAGAUUUGCGUGCUAGGAACACGGGGACGUCAGCGCCGCCGGAUCCAAGGAAACUUAACGGUUUCAGGGUCUGGCGGCGCGCGACUUCACCACCGCGGCGGCGGAACGAAGAAGCGGCCGAAGGGACAACGCCAGGGCGAAAAUUACCGGGAGUUGAGGAUCGCGCUGCGGUCCGCUGACUCUCGCCUUUUCGCCCCGCGGCAAUCCCACAUUGGCCGCUUCGCUCGUCCCCGCCGGUUCCGCAGCACAAAAUCUCGAUUCGCUCGCUCCGUGUCUUGGUCUUCGCCGUCCGUCGGCAGAGUCGUCGCGCCGUCGACCGUCAACGCGCACAACAUCGCGCACUAUAGCCGCCGUUCGUCGCCGACAUCCGUGGUCGCUCCGCGGCCGUAUUGGUUGGGCCUCGCCGGCUGGGCAAGGUCGUCAAGCGUCCGAGCAAACGCGCCCGCGACAUACUCGGCAACCCGCGGGACAGGUCGUGAGAACGUGCAGAGGUGACCAGUGGCCAGCAACACUGCAUUUCGGCACCAAUCGCCAUCUCGCAUUCUCCCCUCCAUUGUUUAUUGUGUCUAUCCUGUCCGUCGUAUUUUUUUUUUCUUUAAAUUUUAUUAAAUUAUUUCAAAUUAUUAAAUUGUUCAGAUAUUAUUUUUUCUUUUUUAUUUAUUUUCAUAAACGCAUAAUAUUGUGUAAAAUAUUAUAUUUAUAUUUUUUUUUAGCAAAUGUGCUAUUUUUUUCAAAAUUGUUGUUCAUACAUUUUCUUACUUUUUUAAUUAAUAAACAUAUUUUGAUGUGAACAAAAAAAAUUUCUAUUUUUUUCGUUUUUUCGAGUGUAUAAUCAAUUGUUACAGAUUUAACGACUAAAAAAAUCGUUAAAAUAUAUAUUUUAAAUAAUAAAACUCGUUAGUCAAUUAUGCAAAGUAAUGACUGUGGACCUGCAGUAUAAACGCUAAAGGCGACAAAAACUGCUGAAUAAAUCAUAUAAUACCUAACGCAUUACACCGGCGGAUACGACAUAAACGACCAAAACCAAUACAAGAAUUGUAAAUAAUAAUAAUAUAAUAUGUAUUAUGUAGAACGUGCAAACGUCAAUAUAGUCGAAUAGUUAAUACACCGCACCAAAAUUCGCCAUCUUGCAUCCUCUCCCCCUUGUUGAUUGUGUCCUGACCUCCUGCCCGACGUAUUUUUUUUCCUUUUAUUUUUUUUAAUUAUUUCAAAUUUUCUAACUGUUCACAUAUUGUAAAUUUCGAUUUUUUUUUCCCUUUUGAUUUUUUAAAUUUUUUUCAAUCAAAACACUAUUUCUGUUUUCAAAAAUAUUAUUUAUACACUUUUGUAUGUUGUUUUGUUUUUGUUAUUAAUAAAUAAAUUUUGUGAAAACAAAAAAAUAUUGUUUCUUUUUUUUCGUUUUGUCGAGUGUAUACCUAAUCAAUUGUUACAGAUUUAACGACUAAAAAAUCGUUAAAAUAUAUAAUUUAAAUAAAAAAAAUCGUUAGUUAAUUAUACAGAGUAUAAACGUAGUAUAAACGCUACACGGAUAUUAUAAUAUGUACCAAGAAAUAUUUAAGCCAUCAAACACAAAAGGCGACGAAAACUGCUGAAUAAAUCAUAAAAUAACGCAUUACAUCGCGGCGGGAACGACAUGGACAGUUUUAUAAACUAUACUAUACAAGGGUUCUAAAUAACAAUAUAAUAUGUAUUGUGUAGCAUGUGCAAACGUCAAUAUAGUCGAGUAGUCAAUACAAAAUAAUUUGGGAAAAAUUUAAAAAUUGUAUUUUACAUAGGUAAAAUGUCGAAAAAUAAUAUUGUAUGAAAACAUUUCGGUUGAGGGUUGAACCCUUAAACCCCCACGUAUACGUGCUUGUACCGAUUCCAUAUUUUCUACAUAAUUAUUAACUUGAGUUGUAAUAUCCUAAUCUGAACAUAACUUGUAACAGAUAGGUACUUUUUCCCUAAUCGUUUGUGCUAGGAAAUCACUUUUUGACAGUUUUACAAUAAUAUAAUAAUUAUAGGCAUAACCCCACAAUAGGUGGUUCGACCUUUAACGUAAGUGGAAAAUGUAAUAAAUUUUCGAAGCACGUAUAUAACAUAAAUACAAAAUAAUAUGAAUAUAGCAUCUUCACGAAGUGUCAAUAAUAAUAAUAAUAUGAUUGUGUCAUACAGUUAUUCAUUUUUGAAUUACAACAAAAUAACAAAAUCGUUACAUGAGAAAUCGAGUAAAUAUCCAAUCUUAUAAAAAUAUGAACUUCAAACGCUCAUAAAAAAAUAAUUUGAUUUGCUUGUAUACAUUGUUUUUUUUUUUAUAAAGGUAGACAAAGUUAUGAGGAAUCUUGUAUUACAUUUUCAAAUCUUAGAUUUAAAAAAAAAAAAUUUUAUGAAUUUCGAACUCAAAAUUAUUUGCACAUUUUUGUGAAUUUUACGUAUUUUGUCAAUACAUGAACUUUUUAAGUUGCUUAUGAAAAAAAACUGUGACUGGAUUUUUAAUAUUUUCCAUCUGUCUUUGAAACAAUAUAUUAGGAGCAUUUUAUACAUUUUUAGCUAAAAAAUAAUUUUUUAAUUUUAAAUAUUAUACAUUUUGUCAUAAUUUGAAAUCAAAAUGUUUGUAUAAAAAAAAUGUUGCCUAUGUAUUAUUAAUAUUUUUAACUGUUAUAUAUAGCAGUAUACUACUUAUAUAGUGACAAUAUUAGGAACCUUGUAUUACAUUUUCAAGCUUUUUGACCCAACAAAUAAAAUUGUAUUACAGACAAUUAUAGAAAAAAAAAUCAAAAGAAUUGAUUAUUGUUUUAUCGACACAAAAAAUGUAUAAAAAUAAAAAAUAAAACACAUCAUUGUAAAAUCAAUACAUUCAUCGCUCAGCUCAGAAACUAAAACUAUUUAUAUAGGCAUCUAAUAAUUUACCUCUGAAGUCUGAAUAAUUUUAGAUUCUGAGCGAAGCGAUGAAUGUAUUGAUUUUACAAUGAUGUGUUUUUUAUUUUAUUUUUGUGUCUAUCAUUACCUUUUAGGACAGUAAAAGUGCUUGGAUUUUCUUCAACAGCAACUUUUCUGAUAGGAAAGUGAAUCUAGUUGGUACUUUGGGGGGGUCAAAAGUAAAAAUUUCCCAGUAGUUUUCAAAAGCGACGUGAAAAACAAAAGAAAAAUUAAGGAAAAACGGGAAUUUUUACGCAAAAUCUGUUUUCGAGAAAAUCGAUUUUGGUUUUUGGUGUAACUCCUUUUGAAAAUAUUUUACUCUUUUUGAGCUGCUUACGGACAUUGUCAGUUUUCAAUUUUUUUAGUUUUUUUUUCUAUAAAUAUCAAUAAAAUUUUAUCUGUUGAGUAAAAAAGCUUGAUUAAUAGAAGGUUCUUAGGUUAUUGUUUCAAAGGCAGAUGAAAAAAAUUAAAAAGCCUUAGUCACAGUUUUUAUUUAUAAGCAUUUAAAGUUCAAAUUUUGACAAAAUACGGAAAAAUCACAAAAGUUAGCAAAUUAUUUUGAGUUGAGAAUUCAUAAAAAUUUUUCUUUUUAAAUCUAAGAUUUGAAAAUGUAAUAUAAGAUUACUCAUAAGUUUGUCUACCUUUAUCAAAAAAAAAAAAUAUCUACAAGAAACUUAAAUUAAAUUUUUAUGAGCGUCUGAAAUUUAUAUUUUUACAACAUUUGAUAUUCACUUGAUUUCUCAUGUAACAAUUUUUUUAUUUUAUUGUAAUUAAAAACGAAUGACUGUAUAUACUUGAAAAUUUCAUUCAAUGUUUAUAUUAGCAUUUUCUAUACACCAUAAAAUUUUAAAAAUAUUUUGACUCUUUACGGACAUUGUCAGUUUUCAAUUUUUUUAGUUUUUUUUUCUAUUAAUAUCAAUAAAAUUUUACUUGUUGGGUAAAACAGCGUGAAUAUUUAAUAUAAGGCUCCUGAUAUAUCGUUCUAAUAGCAGUUGAAAAAUAUGAAAAAUACAUAGGCAAAAUUUUAUUUUAUAAGCAUUUAAAGAUCGAAUUUUGACAACAUUUAUCAAAUUUAUAAUUUAUUAAUUAUUUUGUAGUUAAAAAUGUAUAAAAUGUUUAACUUUUAUGGCUAUAAGGAUUGAAAAUUUAAAACAAGGCUCCACGUAAAUAGGUUAUAUUAUAUAAACUACUUUAUUCACAAUAAUAUCAUCAAAUAUACUUGGUAAUAUCAUAUAGGCUGACUGACCGUUUUCGCUCAGAAUCGUUUUUCUUAUACAAUGAUAUUAUAUCAUUGAAUUCAAAUUUAACACCAUCCAUUACAGUGACCCACUUGUAACCUACUGUACAGCAGAGCGACAUCCACUUAUCCACCUUUUUUUUUUAAUAACGUAAAUACCUACUAAAUAUUUAUUGCACACGGAAAUCGAUUUUGAGCGAAGACUAAUUCAUUAAUCGUUACGAUAGGUUAGUAUAAUAAUUGAAUAAUAAUUGUGCCUACUAUAUAACUACUUUAAAUUAAAUUGUAUGACGGCUUAGUGCCUCAUUAGUGCUACCUAUAAUAUAAUAAGGCAUAUUUUAU
Messenger RNA from Metopolophium dirhodum (rose-grain aphid), 8896 nucleotides. RefSeq lists its product as uncharacterized. The record is from RefSeq and is a predicted model, not a curated record. The transcript has a single exon. Bases 3308 to 4027 code for a protein of 239 amino acids. Lineage: Eukaryota; Metazoa; Arthropoda; Insecta; Hemiptera; Aphididae.